Molecule: messenger RNA, 573 nt
Organism: Chanos chanos (milkfish)
Lineage: Eukaryota; Metazoa; Chordata; Actinopteri; Gonorynchiformes; Chanidae
Product: mediator of RNA polymerase II transcription subunit 30
Exons: 4
Coding region: 1-573 (190 amino acids)
Biological process (GO): positive regulation of DNA-templated transcription
Cellular component (GO): mediator complex
Molecular function (GO): transcription coregulator activity
Source: RefSeq, a predicted model, not a curated record
AUGUCCGCCCCCCUGCCCCAGAAAGGGUCUGGUCAGGGAAUGGCUGGAAUGCCCUCACAGCAGCAGACUCACUUGCCUCCCGGCUCGGUACCCCCACAGUCCCAGAUGCCCCCACAGGGCGCUUUGCGUGAGUUCUCACCCGUCUAUCUAUGUCGCAUCGGGCAAGAGACGGUACAAGACAUCGUUCAGCGCACCAUGGAGAUAUUCCAGAUUACACGCGCCACUCCGCUGCCUAACGGAGUGACCCAGAGCCAGGCUGUGUACCAAGACCGCUUUGGAAAACUGCAGGAGCACUUACGCCAGCUCGCCCUGCUCUUCCGCAAACUUCGGCUCCUGUACGAACGGUGUGUGGAGAUGACCUCUGACCUUCAGCCAGGGCCCACAGAGCUUAUUCCUUAUGUUGGAGAGGAGAUGACUCCUGUGCCUGUGGAGCCGUGCAGUCCAGCAGUGAUUGAGGAGAGACAGGAGGUGCUGGAGAAAGUGAGGCAGAAAAACCAGGAGAUGAAAGUUUUGAUGGACCAGAUGAGGAAUCUCUUAUGGGACGUCAAUGCCAUGCUGACCCUUCGGAAGUAA